CGCGUUUGCGGGGCCUUACGAGAGGGGGUUUAUAAUACGUGUCUCUCUCGGUACGACGUAUCACGUUACUAGAUCAAUAUUAAGCGCGCGAUUGUCUAUAAUCAUAAAGAUAUCGAUUAGAAUGUAUAUCGAUUGGCGAAGGGAAUAAUAAAAGCGAGUUUAAGAUACUUUUAGAAAGUCGUUUGAGGGGAUAAGUCACGUGUGCAGUAACAUAGUCGUCGUCGUCGUCGUCGUAGACGAACGUAACGUUGUCUCUCCUGUGUGUUGUUUACCAGAACGAUAAGCGUUCAUUGUUUGGAGGAGGAUACUCGGUAUCGUAAACGCAGACACCCUCUUCUCUCUCCUUACCCCCACUCCACCCCACACUCGUUGGACUUAUCCGUUUCUCUGUUUCUCUUGAACGACGAUACCAAGACGCGCGUUAUAGAUCAACACGUUUGUUUCCUCUAAUGUGUCGUCUCUAACGUGUUGUUGGUAAAAGGACGUCCUACGAAUCGAAUUACUUCGCUGUGUUUGUUAUUACGUUUGUAAUUUCUAUCGGUUCGUUUCGAUAUUGAAUCAAGAGGAAGAAAAAGUGAUCGAAAGGGAAAACUAUUGCCUUAGGGGGCAUAUCUUUAGCGAAGAGAUAAAAGAGAAGUAUCGUUAAUAGAAAAACUGGACGUUCGAAGUUUCUCUCUGUUGCCUUUGUAUGUUAGCAGCAGCAGCAGCAGCAUUGGCUCUGAUCGAGAAGUCACCGAGAGUACUCUCACGUUCUUGGAACGUUUCUUCGUGGGGAAGAAAGAGGAAUAGAGAGAGAGAGAGAGAAGCGUGGGUCUUCGUCCAACAUCUUUCGACGUCUAUAGCUGGUGCAAUAAGAGAAAAGCUUGUCCUGGAAAACAUCGAAGUGAGAUUACUCUCCUCCUACGAGAGAAUAGAUCGAACUGUCGGUAGGAAACAAGAAUACGUUCGAUUCUAAGAAAAUAGAGGAUCGAUAGGUUUCCGUCCGUAAGUGGAGAAAGAAAUAAAGAAAGAAAGAAAGAAAGAAAGUGUGGAAAAAGAGAAAAAUCGUAAGGGUAAACGCGAGACGAGAAGAAAAGGGAUUCUGUAGAAGAAGAAAAAAAAAACAAAAAAAAAUAUUUAUUUCUACGUACAGCCGGAGGCUAUCAAGACCCUUGGCUGAUCAAGAUAGGUCCUUAUCUACUCCAACGAUCCGAACGAAGUAAACGAUCGCUAGGUGAAUCUCGUGGGUGGAGAAACGCGAUGAGGGGGAGGAGUCGAGGUACUUGGUGAAUUACGUUUUAAACCACCCCCUCUAUCCCUCUACCCCGAACAGUCAGUCCAGCAGUCUCCUUGUUCCAUCGGUGGAAAAACUUUUUCAAGUAAACAGUAAUUAUUGUAGGCGAGAGAAGGCGAUCGUGAUUAAUAAUCGGCAUUGGUUGAACAUCGAGAGAGAGAGAGAGAGAGAGAGAGAGAAACCUCGUGAGAAGAGAAUACAAGGGAAGGAAAUAAAAGAGAAGAAAGAAAAAAAUAAUAGCGUGGGCGUUCGUGCGUGUGACGGGUGAUGUGUACGUGUGCGUGUGUGUACACGUGUACGUACACAUUUACUAUACAAGGACCACGUACUCGUUCGUCGUACCGUUGGUACAAAGAGUGUUAAAGAGAAAGAGAAAGAGAAAGAGUUGUACGAUCGUGCAAAUGAUCGUGCCCUUGCGAUCCUCUCGAUCGUCGAUCGUCUCAGUGGAUGUCAGAUCGCCUGGAUGCCAGUUUUGGAAGGUGGAAUAGCAAAGAAGCGUGGUGCCGAUAGGCUCGGUCGCAAAAUGCGGAUGAGACUUUGCACCGCAUCGAAGGAGUCCUACACGCUGCUCUCCAAGAAACGGAGACAGCAGCUCGAACAGUCCGUAUAUUGCGAGUCCGAAUCUCGGAGGAGUGCUGUGGAAGAUGAAAGGCAAGACGUCCAUGGCACCAAUCAGGAUAAGAUAAAAGGGACAACAACGCAAGAUCUCUUCGAAUUGUUGGAGAGAGUUCAAAGUUCUCGAUUGGACGAUCAACGAUGCGUAUUGCCGCCAUAUUUCUCUCAGACAGCGAGAGACGAACGAGCAGCGGCAAGUCCUGGUGGUGCAGGUGGACAAAACAAUCACUCGUCUUCGUCUCCUUCGCCCUCUCCUGUCGGCGAUGCACCUCUUGGAAGAGCCCUUAUGGAAGCAGCUCUUCAACAGGCCACUUCCGGCUCGCAGGAGCCACCCUUAGUCGUGACACCACCUGGUUAUUGGUUAGAUGGAACCGAUCAUCGACAUACCUUGGACUCGGCAGGCAGAGCAUUGCUUCCUGCUCAGCCAGCCUGGCAGCCUAGGAUAGAUCAGGAUGACACGGCUAAGUGUUACAGACGUUUCUUCGUUGGCAGAGAACAUGUGAACCUGAUAGGAAGGGAUAGCGAGAAUGGGCCGGUCCUUGUCUCGGUGAAGGCCGAGACGGUCGCUGGACAAGAACACUGGCGAGUAUUGCUGAGAUUACGUGCUGGUUCAACGCAUGAGUUAGUUCCAGCAGCAUCACUUGGACCGAUUCCUUCACCAGCUAAAAUGGUCAAGGCGAUCAACGACUCCUUGAACGUAAAUACUUUGAUGCCAGUGGUAUGUUCAGGAGCUGGCACAUUGAUAGCUCAAUAUGACGAGCACGCACUCGUUUCGAGAUUCAAAUUCGGCGUACUUCAUCAACGCGCUGGGCAGGUGACCGAAGAACAGCUUUUCGGUAAUCGUCAGAUCACACCUGCUUUCCAAGAAUUUCUUGAUCUUUUGGGACAAAAGAUCGACUUGAAGGAUCACAAGGGAUAUCGAGGAGGGUUGGAUACUCGGCAUGGUCAAACGGGAGAUUCCGCGGUUUACGAAGUAUUUCGUGGCCGUGAAGUUCUCUUCCAUGUGGCUUCGCUUUUACCGUAUAGUCCAGGUGAUUCGCAACAAUUACAACGCAAGAGACACAUUGGUAACGAUAUCGUAGCGAUUAUAUUCCAAGAAGAGCCUACACCUUUCAGUCCUGAUAUGAUCGCGAGUCACUUUUUGCACGCCUUUAUCGUCGUGCAAGUCGUCGAUCCAUGUACCCCUAACACAAGGUAUAAGGUGAGUAUAACAGCGAGAGACGACGUACCUUGGUUCGGUCCGGCCUUACCAACACCUGCUGUCUUCCUAAGAGGCGUCGAAUUUAAAGAAUUCCUUCUUACGAAAUUGGUGAACGCUGAAAACGCGGCUUACAAGGCUGAAAAGUUCUCGAAAUUAGAAUUGCGAACCAGAUCCGCUCUAUUGGAGUCCUUGACGGAAGGAUUACAAGCGAAGACAGCGGAGUUCUUAGGAGGUACCAUUGGUUUAGGAGGUAAUCUAGGAUUCGGUGGGAAUUGUCCUGUAAGUCCAACGGCAAGCGAUUCCUCAGCUUCCGGUGGCGGAGGUACUGGCUCAAGAUUCAUCGAUACGGUACGAAAGGCAUUGAUAUCUCGAGUGAGAAAUGCAUCGACCGAGAGCGUACCUCAACAACUCGCUAAAAAGGGUGCUCAUUCUGAACCAAGUCCACCGAGUAAUCGACAAUCCAAUGGAAAGAUAAGUGGGAAACGAUCCGUCGAACCGUCAAGUCCAUUGGGUUCGCCAGAUUUGACUCUACGAAGGGAUUCGGAAAGAGGUAGCCCUAGUUUGGGAAGUCAAGACAGUAGCUUGUCUAAUACGGACAAUCAGGAUAGCAGUUUGGCUACGUUGCAACAGGACGAGGUAGAUCGUAGAGAAUCUGGUACAGGAAUCAGUGCAAAUGAUUCCACGAGCACGGAAAAGGUCACCACGGUUUCCUCGGUUCAACGAUUAACUCAUGAAAACUUGAGAAGACAGGAACGAACGGAAAAGACCGAAAUAACACAACGCGUUGUUUCCGAAAGCGACGAUAGCUCCUUGAACAGCGAGCUUGAACUCGACCAAGCUGUUUAUCCCGACAGCGACACAGGUCUUGAAUCUAUGAGUUCCGCGGAAACGCACGACACUACGAGGUGUAAUGCCAAAGACGGUGCUGCGGAAACCGAGACUUUGAGGAUGGAAGUUACUAGACUUAAGUGCGAUAAGCUGGACUUAUUGAGACAAAAUGUGACUUGUCAACGCGACAUUAAACGCCUUCGAGAGAAAGAGUUACAAUUGCAAUCUGACUUAGCGGCAGCAUCGAAAGAGAUUCUCCGAUUAAGGGCGAUGCUAAAAGAAUGUUCGACGAGCAUUCCUUUGGAUAACAACAAUCAACAGACGUCCACCGUUUGAAGAAUCGUCGAACGCAUUUUUUGAUUCGUUAUCGUUAACGGAGAUUACCGUUAAAGAUCGCUAUAUUUUAAUCGUCGAAUGGGGACCGACCAAUUCGUAAACUUCGUAGAUCUUCCACUCUUUCGAGAUCAUUUCUUUUAAAAGAAAAUCAUUUGAGAUGUCUCGUUGUUGGAUAUAUACAUAUACGUAUACCAUAUACGUAUAUGUGUAUAUAUAUAUAAAUAUAUAAUGUGUGUGUGUGUAUGUACACGAAAAAACUUGCAAUCAAUGCUUUCUUCCUCGGUUCGCUUUUACGACUGGGUUUUUUUAGAUAGCGAUUGGUACAAAUUCGAUAAGUCAUAAGGGAUAUGUAAUUAGAAUGUAAAGUCAAAGACUACACGGUUCUCUCGAAGUCGAGCUCGUUAUUGGAACGUACAACAGUAUAGAUUCUGAUUGUUGAAGUACUUGUUUAACUUAUAUCCCAAAUAUUUAUCGAUUAAUUUAUUGAUAGAUAUAAGGUAAUCCCUUGUAGUCAAUAUAGUUGAUAAUUCAAUAGAUAUAAAUACCAACCGCGAUACAAACAUCUUGUCAUUAUAAUAUUAGUCACUUUUUAAAGUGAAAUGGCCUUUAGAUCUAGCAUUUGUGAUGCUAAAAAGAGCACGCAAAAAGUAACGCACCAAUGCAUAUGACCGUGUAUUAGUUAAGUGUAGGUCACUUAACUCUGAUUAUACUUCUCGCACACAUCAUACAUGGUAUACAUAUAUAUUUAUUUAUAUAUAUAUAUAUUUAUAUAUACAUAUAUAUUUAUAAAUAUAUAUUUAUAUAUAUUUACAUAUAUAUAUAUUCAUAUAUAUAUUUAUUUAUAUAUAUAUAUUUAUAUAUAUAUAUAUACUAUUGUAAGUAGUAAUAAUACGAACAUCUAUUAAAAUCUUUGAAGAUACGGAUUUGUUAAUUUACCGAUUAAGUCUAAUAACGAUGAUAUAUUUUAACAAAUUCGAAAAUCUUCAAAACUUAUGUGAACAUGUCACAGCAAAGUUUCUCGAUAAUACGUUGGAACAUUAGUGAAUAUAAAUGUCACGCGAGUUAAUACUUCAACAGAUAAUUUCAUCGUCUCUUAAAAUCGAUUUACAUAAUUUGACGAAUCUACUAAUCAUUUUUCUAAGUUGUCAUAAAUUAUUCCAUGAUAUACGUAUAUUUAAUCGGUCAUUGCGUUAAAAUAAUAUUAAAAGAAAAGCAACAUAUAUUGUUCAUGUUUUGUUAAUAUGAAAAAAAAAAAGAAAGAAAAAGAAGUUAAAUAUCACUUGCUGCUUUAUUUUGUGCUAUGUCUCCGUUAGUAGUUUUUAUUAUUAGUAUUAUAAUAUGAUUUUUAUAUAUAUAUAUAUAAAAAUAUUUUAUAUUAACAAUAACGUUUUAAUUGAUAUAGCUUGUGUAAAUAAUUGAUCGUCCAAGUAGAUGCAAAUAUUGACAGGAUUUAGAGAGAAAAAAAAAAAGAAAAAAGGACAAAAACGUUCGCUCACACACACGUAAAAUACCAAAGCUUAAUAUAGUUGAAGCCAUUUCUUUUCUUUCUCUACAUUCCUUUUCAUACAAUAUGCAUUGAGUUACAUAUAGAAUAUAAUAUGUAUCGUAUA
Molecule: messenger RNA, 5863 nt
Organism: Vespula vulgaris
Lineage: Eukaryota; Metazoa; Arthropoda; Insecta; Hymenoptera; Vespidae
Product: rap1 GTPase-activating protein 1-like
Exons: 10
Coding region: 1737-4253 (838 amino acids)
Biological process (GO): activation of GTPase activity; regulation of small GTPase mediated signal transduction
Cellular component (GO): cytoplasm
Molecular function (GO): protein binding; GTPase activator activity
Source: RefSeq, a predicted model, not a curated record